UGUCGCUCUCUGUGAGGUGAAGUCUACUCUUAAUGUAGUCCAGUUUGACGUAACUAUUAUUUGAAAAAAAAAGACAUAAGUCCAAAGUGAGAGAGAGAGAGACAACUAAAAGAAAAGAAAAGGGAAACGCUAUCAACACCAGAAGAUUAAAAAACCCGAAGGAAAAUAGUAAUAAAAGGUCAAAAUGGGUAGUUUCUUAGGACACAUUCUACCGGGUUCAUUCUUCUUUGCGUUCGGCAUGUGGUGGGUCUACAAUAUAUUCUUUAGGUAUUUCCUUUGUUUACGUGGAGGUGGUGAAAAACUGGAGAAGACGGUACAGAAGCACGCCAACUUUUAGUUCACGCUGCUGUUCAAAGAUCCCAAUGGAAGCUUUUUUUAAAAUCGCGGCGACAACUAUCGGCAUUGCAGGCGAGUUCGUGACAGCCUUCAAGAACGGCAAAUUCACUCAUCUAAACAACGCACAGCACAUGACGAUGUACUUCUUCUUCGGGCUCAACGGUAUCAUGGAUUUGGCACAGCACUACCGUCUUCCAGUGCCUCCUGAUGCCGAUUAUGUGUCUGCCGUGUUGGCUUUUAUGGCAGAAGGGGUGCUGUUCUAUUAUCAUUUGCAUGGACGCACGCAGUACACAUGUUUCUGUUCUAUCUGAUCACAUUCUGUGCUGUCUCCACCAUCGCCGAAAUGUGUCGAAAAUCCAACGUUCUGCCAGCCCUAUGUCGGGCAUUUUUCACUCUGUACCAGGGCACGUGGUUCAUCCAAGUGGGGUUCCUUCUCUACCCUCCCCUGGGAAUGACAAAGUGGGACGAAGAGGACCACGGCCAGAUGAUGAUCGUGACCCUGAUCUUCUGCUGGCACGCUGCCCUCAUCUUCAUAGGCAUGGCACUCGUGGGACGCCUGGCACACACGAGGGUCAAGUGCAUGAAUGAGUCCACCGUGUAUGAAAGCCUGCACGGUCUUCAGGGGAUGGUGAGAAUGGACCCCGAGCAAGUCAGACGCAUGAUUUCGGACGAGUCGGAGGCUGAGGAAGGGGUCUAGAGCCAGCAAGGACGCCAUGGAGAAUCGACGGAGAAGGACGCAGGGGAAAGUAGGGAUAUCUUGCCCUUUCUUCGAAACGCAAGACGAAGAGGUGAAAGCGAUGAAGGGGGAAAAAGACUAAUGAAGAAAUAUAGACGACGGCAAGGAAGAACGAAGAUGAAUGA
This is a messenger RNA of Penaeus monodon (black tiger shrimp), 1197 nucleotides long. RefSeq names its product transmembrane protein 45B-like. The record is from RefSeq and is a predicted model, not a curated record. Lineage: Eukaryota; Metazoa; Arthropoda; Malacostraca; Decapoda; Penaeidae.